Messenger RNA from Brassica napus (rape), 1777 nucleotides. RefSeq names its product putative histone-lysine N-methyltransferase ASHH4. The record is from RefSeq and is a predicted model, not a curated record. Gene Ontology annotation, biological process: regulation of DNA-templated transcription. Gene Ontology annotation, molecular function: histone H3K36 methyltransferase activity; protein binding. The transcript has 10 exons. Bases 582 to 1499 code for a protein of 305 amino acids. Gene Ontology annotation, cellular component: nucleus; chromatin. NCBI's taxonomy places the organism in Eukaryota, Viridiplantae, Streptophyta, Magnoliopsida, Brassicales, Brassicaceae.
AUGAUCAGUGAAUUAUAUACCUACCUCAAUAUGUUACCAGAGCCAUAAUAAUCAAAUAUUCUUCUUCUUCACCCUUCAUCAUCAUCAGCUUUAGUCUUCUUCUUCGUGAGCCUUUUUUCCUCCGGUGACAAGGUGAGAACGGGAGUGCGAAUUAACGGAGACCGAGUAAUAUAACCAUCGACGUAAUUGUUUUGUUAAUACGCGGAAUGCAUUUUUCCGUUGGAUUCACUUUGGGCUAAGUCUACUAAAGCCCAUUUACAUCUUAUUAGGAGAAACCCAAAAUUAGUGGACCUGAAUCAUUCAUAUAUAAUUUACUAAUUUACCAUUUUACCAGAUCUGUGUGGACAGUAAGUAUUUCAAGACCAAGGUAAUAUAAAACUGCCGCUCAUUUCUUCUUCACGUCUUUUCGCUCUUUCAUGAUCGCAUCCACCACUGUUUCACCAUCUUCUUUUUUUCAUAAGUUUCAGAGUUCCAUCUCCAUUGAAGAUCAUUAACUGUUUUGUUGAUUGGUUCUUCUCUCUCUCUUUUGCGUAAUAUCUUUUUCUUUUGCGUCAUAUAAAUAAUAUUUUUUUUUCUUUUACAUGCAUCAAGUUGGGGACUAUUCGAAACGGUAUCUUGCCAUGGUUACAGCCAAGAAUAAGGGUUCUGGUCGGAAUCAAAUCAAGAAAGGGUUUAGAAAGUUUUCGAAGCAGAUGGAGGGAUCGGAGAAAUUAAAAUCUCCGGAUAGAUUGAAUAAGAGGAAGCCUGCCUUCAUAAAGCGCAAUAUCUACCUGAAGGAGAAGUUUAAAAAGACGAUUAAUAAAGAUCAUGGCAUAUUCUGUUCUUGCUCUUCAUCUUCUGGCUCGUCAACUCUUUGUGGAAAAAAUUGCAAUUGCGAGUUGCUACUUUCAAGUUGUUCACCUAGUUGCCCGUGCAGAUGUGAGUGCACCAACAAACCGUUCCAACAAAGACAUAUCAAGAAAAUGAAAAUAGUCCAGACAGAGAAAUGUGGAUAUGGGAUUGUAGCAGAUGAAGAUAUCAUUUCAGGAGAGUUUAUCAUCGAGUAUGUUGGGGAAGUUAUCGACAAUGAGAUUUGUGAACAAAGACUUUGGAAGCUGAAGCAUAAGGUGGAGACAAAUUUCUACUUGUGUCAGAUAAACAACAAUUUGUUGGUUGAUGCUACUUACAAGGGGAAUAAAUCGAGAUAUUUCAAUCACAGCUGCGACCCUAAUACAGUGAUGCAGAAAUGGAUGAUUGAUGGAGAGACAAGACUCGGCAUAUUUGCUACCCGUGAUAUAAACAAAGGAGAGCACCUGACUUAUGAUUACCAGCUUGUUCAGUUUGGCGAAGAUCAAGAUUGCCAUUGUGGUGCCGUAUGUUGCAAGAAAAAGCUUGGUGCAAAAACUAGCAAAACUAAGAACAUACUCUCGGAUGAAAAUGUGAACCUAACGGCGUGUAAAGCAGUGACCCGUAAACGGCCCAAGGUUAAAAGAACUCGAGGCAAAGACCCCCCGGGUUAGUAUUAGUUCUCCAGUCUCGGUUUUCGACAAGUUUCUCAAUUCAGAGGUAAGGAAAAACAAUUUGGAUGCGUUAGGAUAAUCUCGGAACAAACCUGAUGUGGCUGCCUUGGCACGUACCAGAGGUCACGUACGAGGAUGGUGUUACCGAGACCAUUGACAUGUCCAGAGAAGUUUGGAAGCUUAUAACUGUUUGAUAUUUGCUUCAAGCAACUUUGUAAUUCCAUUUUUGACCUUUUUAAUUUCUCUUGAAUUGUUGAAAUUUGCUGUUAACCGGGCUG